Molecule: messenger RNA, 2152 nt
Organism: Sphenostylis stenocarpa
Lineage: Eukaryota; Viridiplantae; Streptophyta; Magnoliopsida; Fabales; Fabaceae
Source: the annotation of a GenBank genome assembly
AGUUGCAUAUCAAGUAGAGAGUGACUGCCACAAAUUCAGAAUCAAUGAGGGAAGAGACACUGCACUACAUGUGGCAGUGAAUGAUGGGAAGGUGAGGCUUGUUAAGGCUCUUGUUGGAGCAAUCUUGAGCCAUGAAGGGAGGGGAGAGUUGAGGAGUGAUAGUGCACUGAGAUUAACCAAUGAGAGAGGGGACACUCCUUUGCACCUUGCUGCCUCAAGAGGGUUCAUUCGCAUGUGUAAGUGCAUUAUUGGGGAAAAUAAGGAAAGGAAUGAAUUGAUUAAGGCUAGGAACAAGAAGGGUGAAACACCUCUUUUUAGGGCUGUGCAUGCAGGCGAAACAGAGACCUUUGUGUACCUUAACAAUGUUUCCAAAGAGUUAGAUGUUACUCUUAGGAACUAUCACGGGGAUACCAUCCUUCACCAAGCCAUUUGGAGAGAAUUCUUGGAUUUGGCAAUUUUAAUAAUUCAUUGUUAUCCCGAACUUGAGAACGCAACAAACGAAGUUGGAAUGACACCUCUAAAAAUUCUUGCCAACAAACCUUCAGCAUUCAAGAGUGGAAGCAAUCUCUCACGGUUGGAGACAAUUCUAUCCUAUUGUAUAUUUGUCGGAUCUCUCGAUGCUGACAAAGCUAUAAAAUCGUACAUGGAGAAAGUUAAAAAAUAUGACGCCCCUGAACUCCGAGAAAAUGAAGCCAAUAUAGGAUCGAAUUAUGAGGAAGGAAAACAUGCCACUUCUAGUGCUGGGUUUGUAAAGAGUGCAGUUCGAUCAGCAUUCAAUUUCCUUUGCCUCGGUGUCACUGCACCAGACUUGAAAGCAAUAAAGUCGACAAGGCAGAAGCACACAUGGGCUAUUCAGCUCUUGCAUAUUUUUAUGAAAACUCCUUUUGAGUCGUAUACUGGGGGUCAACCAUUCAUGGACGUUGACGGCGACAGUGUGCCACACGAUGUUACCAAACAACAGAUAGAACUGGAAAAACAGAUACAACAGAAUCAACAACAGAAUCAACAACAAAAGAAUACAAAAGAAUCUGCAGCAAAAAAUCAGGAGGAGGAAACACCAUUUGUGACAGUGGCAAAAGCAGGCAUAGUCGACUUUGUGAAAGAGCUUCAAAACAAUGAACCAAGUGCCCUCCAUGACUCUACCACCCCUGAGAAUGAUAACCUGCUGGUUGUGGCAAUGAAGAUCAAGUACAAAUUUCGGGAACACCAUGUUGACAAGAAGGAGACUGCAUUAUUGGCAGCUGCAAGAAACGGCAUUGAGGAGAUUGUGCGUGACCUUCUAUUGAAAAUACCGAAUGCUGUGCAUGAAACCAACUCCAACAAUGAAAACGUCUUGCUUGUGGCAGUGAAGAACAGGCAAACCAAAGUUGUUGAGAAGUUGAAGAAGAUUGUGGAAAAGAAUCUGUUUGGUAGCUUAAUUUUGGGAGUGGAUAACAGCGAGAACACCGUCUUGCAUUUGGCUGCAGGUUCAACUAGCAACAAUGUAAGGACAUGGCAGAUUGCUGGUGCUGCCAUGCAAAUGAUGUGGGAUAUCAAGUGGUAUCAGUACGUGAGAACCCUAGUGCCAGAACAUUUAACUUUCAGAACCAACAACGACGGAAAAACCGCCGGGGAAAUCUUCAAGCAGAAUCACAGAGAUCUGGUGAAUGAGAGCUCCGACUGGAUGAAGGAAACUUCUAAUUCCUGCUCCGUGGUGGCCGCUCUCAUCGCCGGUGUCUCGUUCGCCACCUCCAGCACCGUCCCGGGCGGCACCGACAACGGAAAGCCAGAGCUGGAAGGGGAGCCGGCCUUCGACGCCUUCGCCAUCGCCUCCCUGAUCGGCCUCUGCUUCUCCGUCACCGCCCUUAUAAUGUUCCUGGCCAUCCUGACCUCCCGGAAACAGGCGCAGGACUUCCAGAAGAGCUUGCCCUUGAAGCUCCUCUUAGGCCUCAGCUCUCUCUUUGUCUCCAUUGCCUCCCUGCUCACUUCGUUUUGCUUUGCGCAUUUCUUCUUGUUCAAGAAGAAGUACAAGAACAUCUUGUUCCCUGUUUACGUUGCCACCUGUUUGCCUAUCACUUUCUAUGCAAUUGUGCAGUUUCCUCUCUACAUUGAUCUGCUUAAAGUCAUCUUGAAGAAGCUGCCACAACCAAGCAUUACCAGCAGCGAAUUCUAG